AGCAAAAAUGUUUAUUAAAGUUAAAUUACAACAAAGUUAUAACUUUAUAGUCUAGAUAUAGCAAACUAAACAUUGACACGUAGAGAAUAGUAGACUGUUUGGUUAUAGCAGCGUGUUUAUCAGCUAUAAGGUAAAGGGUGUGACAUCUGUUCAAGUGUACUCUGACACACAAAAAAACCUAAACCAGUUCUUAGGAUCUCAGCAUGACUGAUUCACAUUCAGUGUUCAGUUUAAGGUUCUUGUAAUCUCUAACCGUAACCCGAAUACCAAUGUAUGUUGUGCUGGAGCAGAAACCCCGGAGGACUUGUCAGUACAGGACUGAGAUCAGACGUUGAUAGAGAUGAAGUUCAUUUAUGUGAUUUUACUGAGUGUUACUGGAAUUACGCAUUUAAAAGCAGAUGAUUUUGUUUUAGUUGGACCUGUAGGUCCUGUGAUGGGUGUAUCUGGUGAAGAUGUGAUUCUGCCCUGUUCUCUUAAAAACAACAUCAGUGCUGUGGACAUGAGAGUCGAGUGGUUUAGACUUGAUCUCAAAGGAUCAGUGGUUCAUCUCUAUAAAGAUCAUGAAGAUAAAAACACAGAUCAACUUCGCUCCUAUAGAGGAAGAACGCAACUGUUUAAAGAGGAACUACAGAAAGGAAACACAUCACUUAAACUCUCAAAAGUCGACAUGUCCGAUGAGGGAGAUUAUAAAUGUUUCGUUCAGUCGGAAUCCCGGUAUGAUGACAUCACUCUUAAUCUCAAAGUUGAAGAUCAAAGUCACUCUGGGAAGACAACAGCGAUCCUCGUCUCAGUUUUUGUUCUGCUCUGUCUGAUCGGUGGAAUACUGAUUGCUUUCUUUAUCCGUAAAAAGAAAGAGCUACAGCGUAAGAAAGAAAGUGCAGAGCAGAAAAUACAGUAUGAAAACAGGAAAAUAAAUAACGAACGUGAGAAACUCUUACAGAAAGAGAACAUGACUGUAGAAAGAGAGAUCGCAUUGUUGAGAAAAUACGCAGUGAAUGUGACUCUGGAUCCUGAUUCGGCUCAUCCACGUCUCGUUGUGUCUCCUGAUGAGAAACAAGUGAGAUUUAAAGAACAAACAACAGUGGAGGAGGGAGACGCAAAGCAAAAUAACAAGUUUGAUACACGUCAUUGUGUUCUUGGAAAGGAAGGAUUCACCACCGGAUCUUUUUACUUUGAGGUUAAGGUGAAGGGUUUACCUGCAUGGCAUCUAGGUGUGGCCAAAGAGUCUGCUAACAGAAAGGGCUCCAUCAAUUUCAGUCCUCAGCACGGAUACUGGGCUGUGCGUAUAAGAGACAAAGCGUUGGAGAAAUGUACAAAUCCAUUGAAUCCUCCUCCUCUAAGUGAAGAGCCUCAGACGGUCGGGGUGUUUGUGGAUUAUGAGGCGGGUCGGGUCUCGUUUUAUGAUGUGGACUCUAAGCGUCAUAUCAACUCCUUUACUGAGCAGAAAUUUGAUGAGAAACUGUAUCCUAUGUUUUAUUUGGGUCAACAGUUGUCUGAAGACCCUGCACCACUCAUCAUUUGGGAUCUCUCGUGAUAAAAAUAAAAUUCCUACAGGGUGAGGAAAUCCCAAAGUGGGACUUUCUACAACUUGACUGUACAGUAGAUGUGAAGCUCCGUAACAUGACAAACACAUUAAUCACAGUCAAGUCAGUAUUGUGGACAAAGCAACAAAAGAUUUAUUGUUGAGGUUUACAGCUGAGGAUGCAGAGAUGUCGACUAGAUGAACUGAGGACAUGAGGAAAGUCCAGUUGACUCUUUGUGAAUAAUUUUGUUGAAUAUACACUGAAGUUGUUGAGACAUUUCAGCUUUAAAUAACAGGGAAAAUCCUUUCCUGAUGGAUGAAGAGAUGAAGUGCUGAAUCUUGUGACACUUCAUAUGAGACACAUGUUUUUACUGCUCUUGUUUAUUGUGAUGAUUGGGUAUUCAAACUAUACUGUAUAUUUUAUCAGUAUGUGCACAUCCUUGAGAAUUGAACCCAUGAUGUCGGUGUUGCGAGCAUUGUGUCCUACUGUUGUAAAUGUCUGUGUUAGUUUCAGUGAACACUGUACAGUGCCCUCCACAAUUAUUGGCACCCCUGUUUAAUAUGUGGUCGUGGAC
Molecule: messenger RNA, 2097 nt
Organism: Misgurnus anguillicaudatus (oriental weatherfish)
Lineage: Eukaryota; Metazoa; Chordata; Actinopteri; Cypriniformes; Cobitidae
Product: butyrophilin subfamily 2 member A2
Molecular function (GO): protein binding
Source: RefSeq, a predicted model, not a curated record